Molecule: messenger RNA, 5130 nt
Organism: Mizuhopecten yessoensis (Yesso scallop)
Lineage: Eukaryota; Metazoa; Mollusca; Bivalvia; Pectinida; Pectinidae
Exons: 17
Coding region: 176-2578 (800 amino acids)
Source: RefSeq, a predicted model, not a curated record
UAGUACAGUCGUGUCGCACACACUGUGUACAUGCGUGUAAUUAUAUAUGUGUGUGUAGAGGAUGUGAAGUUAAGCCUGUGAAUACAGAUACAUUUGUUUACCGAUGUAUAAUCUGUAUCAGUGACAUUGUUGACCACUUCCUUCAUUUGAAGUAAAUCACAGCACAACGCAGGUCAUGGCUACUGGCAUGGACAGGCCAGAGUUUGGACGAGACAUUAGGGAGAAGGAAUUCUGUAUGAGGAAAGGUGCUACCUUUAUUAACCAUGGGUCCUACGGUAUGGUGCCGCGACGUAUCAAAGAACUCCAGUCAAGAUAUCUGUACCAGACAGACGCACACCCAGAUGAUUGGUUCCAGAGAAAGAUCAAGGGUCUGUGGAUGGCAGCUCGGGACGCAGCUGCAUCAGUUGUCAAUUCGGAGGUCGAUGACGUUGUUAUAGUCCAAAAUGCGACUACUGGUAUCAAUACGGUAUUAAAAGCUCUCCAACUGACGGAAACGGAAGAAAUCCUGGUCACUAACAACACGUAUGCAGCUAUAUGGAAGACAGCUCACCAUAUCUCCACGGAUGGUUCUGGAGGAAAGUUACACGUGCUCGACAUUAACUUCCCUAUCCAAUCAGAAGACGAAAUCGUACAACAAUACCGAGAUUUCCUCAGCCAACAUCCUAAAGUCAGGAUUGCUGUGCUUGAUCACAUAACAAGCAUUUCAGCACUUGUCAUGCCUAUUAAGAAGAUAAUCAAGGUGUGUCGCGACUACAACGUUCUAUCCAUGAUAGACGGUGCGCAUGCGCCUGGACAAGUUCAAAUUGAUAUGAAGGAUAUCGAUCCCGAUUUUUAUGCAGGGAACUUCCACAAAUGGCUUUACACACCCCGUGGAUGUGCAUUACUGUACAUUAGGAAGGAACACCAGGAAUGGGCGUGUCCAUUAGUUACAGCAGGGAAUUACAGCGAAAAUGUGGGACUCCAGUUCUUUAUGCAGGGUACUCGUGACGACACCCCGUAUAUCUGCCUGCCAGAAGCUUUGCGAUUCUACAGCGACAUUGGUGGAAUGGAGGUGAUAACACGUUAUUGCUCACACCUAUUGGACCAGGCGGCAAGCAAGAUGGUGGCGGCUUGGGGCACUGCCAAACUGCCUGUCCCCCGAGAGAUGGAACCCCCUUGCAUGAGGAUGGUUAAACUACCAACAUUAACUGGUUUUAUACCGUCCCUAAGUAACUCGAUAAGGUUGAUGUCUGACAUAUAUACUCGGUGGAAUAUACAGACUGCCACCAUGUAUGUUGAUGGGGAUUUGUACGUCCGACUUUCCGCCAAUGUCUACAAUACGGAAGCUGACUACGACACUCUUGUUGCAGCCAUUCAGAAAAUGAGGGACUACGACAGUACAGCCAACCAGUCACCUGUUGUAACGACAUUCGGCCAUCCUAUCAGAGAGGCAGAGUUUUCACUGAGGAAGGGAUCUACUUUUCUCAACAAUGCUGCAAGGGGAAGUAUUCCUAAAAGAGUCAGAGAAAUUCACCUAAGGUACAUUAACGAGCUUGACGAUCACCCUGACGAUUGGAUGCGCCGGAAGGUAAAAGACAUGUGGAUUGCAUCCCGGGAGAGUGCUGCUAUUUUCGUGAACGUUGAUCCAGAGGACUUGGUCUUCGUCCAGAAUGCAACGACAGGGUUUAAUUCUGUUCUGAAGACCUAUCCGUUCUCACCCGACGAUGCCUUCUUGUUUACAAACAACUCGUUCGAAGCAUUAAAGAAUACGUGUCACUAUGUGUCAACCAAGCUGAAAGGUAUGAAAACAUACAUUUUGGAUGUAACAUUUCCUAUCGAGACUGAUGAUGAAUUGGUUGAGAAGCAUCGCAAGAUCCUAACGGAUCAUCCUGAUAUUAAACUGGUGGUUAUAGAUCACAUAACAAGUCGGACCGCACUGAUGUUUCCCGUCCAUAAGAUGGUCAAAUUGUGCCAGGACAUGGGCGUUAUGGCACUGGUAGACGGUGCGAACGCGCCAGGACAGGUGUCUUUGGACAUUAAGGCAUUGGACCCGGAUUUUUACUCAGGUAACUUCCACAAAUGGGCAUUCGCGCCUAGAGGGUGUGGCUUCCUGUACGUCAAGAAGGUACAUCGUCCUCUAGUCAAGCCACUAGUGACAUCACACUUCUACCAGCAAACUAUGACCGAUGAGUUCUUCAUGCAGGGAUGUCGGGAUGACACACCGUACAUUACCUUGAAGCACGCUCUUCAGUUCCUUCAAGACAUUGGCGGAAUGGAAAAGGUUUUGGCGUACAACACCAAGUUAUUACAGGAAGCUGUCGACCUCAUCAUUUCUAGCUGGGAAACCCAUACAUUACCUAUACCAAAAUCUUUGGAGGCGCCAUGUGUUAGGAUGAUCAAACUACCAGUCCUCAAGGACUACGAAGGCAACUCGGAGGAUGCUACCCGGUUGGUUGAUGACCUUUAUACCCAGUAUGACAUUCAAACACAGAUGUUUUGUGUUCAAUGCCAGUUGUAUCUGAGAUUGUCGGCACAAGUGUACAAUGAACUGGACGACUACAGGAAACUUGUUACUGUAAUAAACAGUCUCCGAAAGUAGUCUCCGUAUCAAACAGUCUCCGACAGUAGUCUCCGUAUCAACAGUGAUGGAUAACAGGAAACUUGUUACUGUAAUAAACUGUCUCCGAAAGUAGUCUCCGUAUCAAACAGUCUCCGACAGUAGUCUCCGUAUCAACAGUGAUGGAUAACAGGAAACUUAUUACUGUAAUACACAUUCUCCGAAAGUAGUCUCCGUAUCAAACAGUCUCCGACAGUAGUCUCCGUAUCAACAGUGAUGGAUAACAGGAAACUUGUUACUGUAAUAAACAGUCUCCGAAAGUAGUCUCCGUAUCAACAGUGAUGGAUAACAGGAAACUUGUUACUGUAAUAAACAGUCUCCGAAAGUAGUCUCCGUAUCAACAGUGAUGGAUAACAGGAAACUUGUUACUGUAAUAAACAGUCUCCGAAAGUAGUCUCCGUAUCAACAGUGAUGGAUAACAGGAAACUUGUUACUGUAAUAAACAGUCUCCGAAAGUAGUCUCCGUAUCAACAGUGAUGGAUAACAGGAAACUUGUUACUGUAAUAAACAGUCUCCGAAAGUAGUCUCCGUAUCAACAGUGAUGGAUAACAGGAAACUUGUUACUGUAAUAAACAGUCUCCGAAAGUAGUCUCCGUAUCAACAGUGAUGGAUAACAGGAAACUUGUUACUGUAAUAAACAGUCUCCGAAAGUAGUCUCCGUAUCAACAGUGAUGGAUAACAGGAAACUUGUUACUGUAAUAAACAGUCUCCGAAAGUAGUCUCCGUAUCAACAGUGAUGGAUAACAGGAAACUUGUUACUGUAAUAAACAGUCUCCGAAAGUAGUCUCCGUAUCAACAGUGAUGGAUAACAGGAAACUUGUUACUGUAAUAAACAGUCUCCGAAAGUAGUCUCCGUAUCAACAGUGAUGGAUAACAGGAAACUUGUUACUGUAAUAAACAGUCUCCGAAAGUAGUCUCCGUAUCAACAGUGAUGGAUAACAGGAAACUUGUUACUGUAAUAAACAGUCUCCGAAAGUAGUCUCCGUAUCAACAGUGAUGGAUAACAGGAAACUUGUUACUGUAAUAAACAGUCUCCGAAAGUAGUCUCCGUAUCAACAGUGAUGGAUAACAGGAAACUUGUUACUGUAAUAAACAGUCUCCGAAAGUAGUCUCCGUAUCAACAGUGAUGGAUAACAGGAAACUUGUUACUGUAAUAAACAGUCUCCGAAAGUAGUCUCCGUAUCAACAGUGAUGGAUAACAGGAAACUUGUUACUGUAAUAAACAGUCUCCGAAAGUAGUCUCCGUAUCAACAGUGAUGGAUAACAGGAAACUUGUUACUGUAAUAAACAGUCUCCGAAAGUAGUCUCCGUAUCAACAGUGAUGGAUAACAGGAAACUUGUUACUGUAAUAAACAGUCUCCGAAAGUAGUCUCCGUAUCAACAGUGAUGGAUAACAGGAAACUUGUUACUGUAAUAAACAGUCUCCGAAAGUAGUCUCCGUAUCAACAGUGAUGGAUAACAGGAAACUUGUUACUGUAAUAAACAGUCUCCGAAAGUAGUCUCCGUAUCAACAGUGAUGGAUAACAGGAAACUUGUUACUGUAAUAAACAGUCUCCGAAAGUAGUCUCCGUAUCAACAGUGAUGGAUAACAGGAAACUUGUUACUGUAAUAAACAGUCUCCGAAAGUAGUCUCCGUAUCAACAGUGAUGGAUAACAGGAAACUUGUUACUGUAAUAAACAGUCUCCGAAAGUAGUCUCCGUAUCAACAGUGAUGGAUAACAGGAAACUUGUUACUGUAAUAAACAGUCUCCGAAAGUAGUCUCCGUAUCAACAGUGAUGGAUAACAGGAAACUUGUUACUGUAAUAAACAGUCUCCGAAAGUAGUCUCCGUAUCAACAGUGAUGGAUAACAGGAAACUUGUUACUGUAAUAAACAGUCUCCGAAAGUAGUCUCCGUAUCAACAGUGAUGGAUAACAGGAAACUUGUUACUGUAAUAAACAGUCUCCGAAAGUAGUCUCCGUAUCAACAGUGAUGGAUAACAGGAAACUUGUUACUGUAAUAAACAGUCUCCGAAAGUAGUCUCCGUAUCAACAGUGAUGGAUAACAGGAAACUUGUUACUGUAAUAAACAGUCUCCGAAAGUAGUCUCCGUAUCAACAGUGAUGGAUAACAGGAAACUUGUUACUGUAAUAAACAGUCUCCGAAAGUAGUCUCCGUAUCAACAGUGAUGGAUAACAGGAAACUUGUUACUGUAAUAAACAGUCUCCGAAAGUAGUCUCCGUAUCAACAGUGAUGGAUAACAGGAAACUUGUUACUGUAAUAAACAGUCUCCGAAAGUAGUCUCCGUAUCAACAGUGAUGGAUAACAGGAAACUUGUUACUGUAAUAAACAGUCUCCGAAAGUAGUCUCCGUAUCAACAGUGAUGGAUAACAGGAAACUUUUUACUGUAAUAAACAGUCUCCGAAAGUAGUCUCGAGCUCCGUAUCAACAGUGAUGGAUUCUACAUUGUGUGCACUUUAAACAAUGAUACUAUUUUACGAAAAAUAUUAUGCAUCAAAUGACACUUGUUUCAAAAUAGUGAAUACCAUCCGGGGA